CCUUUCCCACUUCCCGAGGCAGAUAGUAUAGAUGUCAUCGCUCGGACAAUGGCUGCAAUUCGGCAAAUGCCAGUCCUUCUACCACUCGAUUAUGGACAAAUGCCAGGCAGUGGUCGAUCGCGUUCAAACCCAUGAAGCAGUUCCCACACCAAUCACCUCAUACCUCUCUAUAUACUCGAAUGAUGUGUCGAUAGUGAUGCGUCCCGAAUGUGGGGGACCAGCAGUGGGGAUGCGGGGAUCUCUAUGGACACCAUCCGCUACUUUAUAUAAACUGCUAGCAGACCACCAGAUACUACCAAAUACUCAGACCCUAGACCUCGUUCAAUGCAGACAUCAUGACUACCACUGAAGAGAAGAUUCGUGCUACCUUUCCCGACCUCGAAUGGUUCCCCCUCACACCACCGGCAUUACAUCCUGCCUACAACUAUCAAGGCUUCCACCCAGGCAAGAAGACAGUCCUUUCCGCAGGACAUGUGCGAUCUCCAGGCCAUCGCGCAUUCCACACAGACGUGCUCUUCGAGCAGGAUAUAGCCAUUACCCUCCGCGAUGGUAUCAAGAUAUACACCGAUAUCUUUCGUCCUGUCGACUCCGACAACACCCCUGUCCCAGCCAUCAUCCCAUGGAGCCCCUAUGGCAAGACAGGCACCGGCCCGCAGAGCUACGACAGCAUGGCGCCCUUCCGCGCUGGGCUCGAGAAGAGCCGGACCUCAGGUUAUGAGAAGUUCGAAGCCCCCGAUCCCGCCGAAUGGGUGCCUCGCGGCUACGCCAUCAUCAACAUCGACGCCCGCGGCGCCGGCAACUCCGAAGGCAACAUCACCUUCUGGGGCCAACAAGAAGCCGAAGACAUCUAUGACACGAUCGACUGGUUGUCCAAACAGCCCUGGUGCAAUCACUCCGUCGGGAUGGCAGGCAACUCGUGGCUCUCCAUCGCACAGGUCAACUUCGCCUCGCGACUCGAGCAUCCUGCCCUCAAAGCCCUCGCUCCCUGGGAAGGCUUCACCGACCUAUACCGAGACCUAACCAUGCGCGGUGGCAUGAAGCACAACGAGGCUUUCCACAAAUUAAUCCUCACCGGCUUCGCCGGUCACGGAACCGCCGAGAACAUGCCCGCCAUGCUAAGCAAACGACCCUUCGACGACGCCUACUGGCAAAGCAAACGCAUCCACACCGAACGCAUCGGCGACAUUCCCCUCUACAUCCUCGCAUCCUACUCCUCGAUGCUACACACGCGUGGCUCCUUUGAAACCUUCCGCACCGCCCAAAGCACCCGCAAAUGGCUCCGCGUACACCCAUACCAAGAAUGGUACGAUCUCUACCGACCGGAGAUGGUCGACGACCUCUCUCGUUUCUUCGACCGCUACCUCAAGAACACGCCCAACGACUGGGAAAGCACACCACCCGUGCGCCUCUCCCUCCUAGGCUUCGAAGGCAGCUCCGUGCCCACCAUCCUCGAACACCCCGAGCAAACCUACCCAUUAACCCGGCAGGAGCUCAAGAGAUUCUACCUCAACGCAUCAACCAAGACCCUCCAACCCUCUCUCCCAGACACAGUCACCUCAACAACCCAUUCCGCUCUUCACGGCACUUCCGACUUCACCCUCCACUUCCCCACCCCCACCCAGUUAGCCGGGUACCCCCGCGUCCACCUAUGGCUCUCCACCCCCCACCACACAGACAUGCACAUCAUCGUGCAAAUCCGCAAGAUCUCCACGACCGGCGAACUCCUCGAACACCUCAACUACCCGUGUCCCGUGCCCGUCGACGCCGUCCCCAACGUCAACACAGCCAAGACGCUCGGGCCGCAGGGGUUCCUGCGUGCGUCGCAUGCCGUCACGCGCGACGAGACGCUCUCCACGGAGCAUGAGAUCGUGUAUACACAUGAUCGCGCGGAGAUGAUACCCGCCGGGAAGAUCGUGCCGAUUGAUAUUACGUUGUGGCCGAUUGGGAUGGUGUUUGGGGCUGGGGAGGGGAUUAUGUUGCGAGUGGCGGGGCGUGAUUUGUGUUAUCCGGAGGUGGAGUUUGAUGAUCUAGUGGAAGGGGAGGUGGAGGAGCAGGUGCAUGAAGUUCAUUGUGGGGAAGGGUUUGAUUCUUAUUUGGUGUUGCCGGUUGUAUAGAUGAAGAUGGUGAUGUGAUGAUGGUAUGUAGAAGAAGUGGGAGUGAGUAAGUAUCUCGGGAUGGAUAUUGAU
Messenger RNA from Aspergillus piperis CBS 112811, 2186 nucleotides. Its product is annotated as X-Pro dipeptidyl-peptidase C-terminal non-catalytic domain-containing protein. Gene Ontology annotation, molecular function: dipeptidyl-peptidase activity. NCBI's taxonomy places the organism in Eukaryota, Fungi, Ascomycota, Eurotiomycetes, Eurotiales, Aspergillaceae. The transcript has 2 exons. The coding region runs from base 336 to 2114 and encodes 592 amino acids. The record is from RefSeq and is a predicted model, not a curated record.